This is a messenger RNA of Oxyura jamaicensis (ruddy duck), 2271 nucleotides long. RefSeq names its product fatty acid amide hydrolase-like. The transcript is spliced from 20 exons. The record is from RefSeq and is a predicted model, not a curated record. Gene Ontology annotation, molecular function: catalytic activity. NCBI's taxonomy places the organism in Eukaryota, Metazoa, Chordata, Aves, Anseriformes, Anatidae. The coding region runs from base 43 to 1878 and encodes 611 amino acids.
CCGCCGCUUCACCGGGGAGCCGGCUGCCGGGGAAGGGCAGCGAUGGCGCUGCUGCCGCUGCUCCUGCUGCCCCUCACGGUGCUGCCCGCCGCCGUGUACCUGUGCUGCGUGCGGCGGCACACGGGCAGCGCCGCCGCCGUGGUGCAGCGCCGGGAGCCGGGGCGGCCGGCAGCCCGCAGCCCUCCGCGGGACACCUGGGCCCCCCGGCUGUGCGGCUUCUGGCUGCGCCUCUUCAGCCAUGCGGUCAACACGGCUUUUGGACAGUUCUUGUUACUUCCGGUAUUAGUAAGGAUGAACAACUUGUCUCUAAUGCGUUCUCUUGACAUUUGUGAAGAUCCCACAUUUAUCCCGGAGGUUGCUGCGGAGGUUACAGAAGACAAGUCUGAGGCUAAAAGCACUUUGGAUAUUAUGAAACAGCUGAUAGAUACAAGGUCCGAUUCUGCCAGCAAAGGGUUCACCUUCAAAGGGAUCAAAGAUUACCUGGACUGCUACCGGAGUGGGAAGCUGACACCAUCUCAGGUGGCCAAGAACAUCAUUGCCAUGCUGGAGGACUGCGACAAAUCCACGCCCCCACUCAGAGCGAUAGUGCAAUGGGACCGGGAACAAAUAAUGCUGAUGGCCGAGGCCUCCACUGCUCGUUACAGGAAUAAAUGUACCCUGUCUCAUCUAGAUGGCAUCCCAGUGUGCCUGAAAGAAGAGUUCAAAGUGGUACCUUACCAUCACCGAGUAGGAACUGUGUUUCUCGGGACUGAGCCUGAAACAGAAGAUGCUACUGUGGCCAAGAAGCUGCGAGAGGCUGGAGCUAUCAUUAUUGGGGUUUCAAACAUGCAUGAACUAGGGACUGGAACGACUGGAUGCAACCCUAAUAGGUACCACAAGAUCCCUAGGAAUCCCUACAAGCCCAACCACUUCACAGGGGGGAGCUCCAGUGGGUCAGCAGCAGCUGUAGCAGCAGGUCUCUGCCCAGUGGGUAUUGGCACAGAUGGAGGUGGCUCUGUGAGGAUUCCUGCUUCGUUCUGUGGUGUGGUGGGGCUAAAAGGUACGUUUGGGCGGAUCAGCUGUCAUGGCAGCUACCCACUCUCCUACUCCACAGUCAGCGUAGGCCCUAUCUGUACCUCAGUGGCAGAUGCAGCCAUUGUUUAUAGUAUUCUUGCUGAACCGGAUCCACUCUACCCAUACGGACUAAGGCAACCCAAAGCAACCCUGUCAGAGAUGUGUGCUCCCGACCUGAAAGGCUUAAAACUGGGAGUGGACUGGACAUUUUUUAAGGCAUGUGAUGCAGAAGUCCUGACCAUCUGUGAGAAAGCUGUGGAGUACCUGCAGAGUUUGGGAGCCAGCGUGGUUGAAGUGUCUCUUCCAGAGAUGGAGGAAGUGAAAAUAGCACAUGUGAUCUGCAUUCUGAGUGAGAUGAGGGACAUGCUGCAGCCUGACUUCAACAAACAUUUCCAGGAAAUGAAUUUGGAGACACGGGCUACCCUAGCCUUGGCUUCCCAGUUUACAGCUCUGGAUUAUAUUACGGCAAAUCGACAGAGAACUCGCAGCAUGAGGUUUUUGCGAGAGAUCUUCACCACCGUGAACUGCAUCGUUACACCAGCUGUUGCUUCCACUGCCCCAAGAAUCCACGAAUCUGACCUCUUGACUGGCAGCAAUGAUACUUCAUUCAUAGUUCAGUCCAUGAGGUUCAUGCAGCUUGCUAACUUGACUGGGAUUCCAGGCCUUGUGGUCCCCGUUGGUUAUUCUACUGCUGGGCUUCCUAUCAGCCUCCAGGUCAUGGGAAAAUGGUGGGAUGAAGCUGUUCUUCUGAGGAUUGGCCUGAAGCUAGAGCAGUUUCGUAACCAGACCAAGAAACCAUCCAUUUAUUACGACAUCCUCGCAUGAUGGAGUGACCGAGAUGGGGAAUAAGUCUUUACCCCCCCCAAACCCCUUCCCGCCCCUGUAGUUCGACCUGGCCAAGUACUAGAGUGGACUUGUUUUCAGUGCUCAUCUGAAUGAGGUUUAGUGGCAGGCUCAUCUGAGGAAUGGGGAGAAACACUGAUUGGAGCAGGCACUGAUGCUGAGUAGACAUCAGUUCUGUUCCCUGUUCAGCAUUGGAUGGUCCAGUUUAUACUGGGGAGACAAACUGUGCUAGCUAGUUCCUGUGUUUUUGCCAACAGGGGAAGUUGCAAAUAUCUUCUGCAACUUCUUUUCAUGUCAGGGUCCUACCUUAAGAUGGAAGACAGCUGCAGCUACAGGACUGCACGUGAGCAAGUGAUAGUGCUAUGUGUGGAAAGC